AUGCCGCAAGCAACAGACGAGGCAAGCGAGGCUCCGGUCGUCGGGCCCGCCAAGCAGACGUCGGUCCAGCCAAGCAGACGUCCGCCCGGCCAAGCAGUCGGCGACCCGGCCAAGCAGUCGUUGGCCCGGCCAAGCAGACGUCCGCCCGGCCAAGCAGUCGUCGGCCCAGCCAAGCAGACGUCCGCCCGGCCAAGCAGUCGUCGGCCCGGCCAAGCAGACGUGGACCCGGCCAAGCAGUCGUCGGCCCAGCCAAGCAGACGUCCGCCCGGCCAAGCAGUCGUCGGCCCGGCCAAGCAGACGUCGGUCCGGCCAAGCAGACGUCCGCCCGGCCAAGCAGUCGGCGACCCGGCCAAGCAGUCGUUGGCCCGGCCAAGCAGACGUCCGCCCGGCCAAGCAGUCGGCGACCCGGCCAAGCAGUCGUCGGCCCGGCCAAGCAGACGUCGGUCCGGCCAAGCAGACGUCCGCCCGGCCAAGCAGUCGGCGACCCGGCCAAGCAGUCGUUGGCCCGGCCAAGCAGACGUCCGCCCGGCCAAGCAGUCGGCGACCCGGCCAAGCAGUCGUCGGCCCAGCCAAGCAGACGUCCGCCCGGCCAAGCAGUCGUCGGCCCGGCCAAGCAGACGUCGGUCCGGCCAAGCAGACGUCCGCCCGGCCAAGCAGUCGGCGACCCGGCCAAGCAGUCGUUGGCCCGGCCAAGCAGACGUCCGCCCGGCCAAGCAGUCGUCGGCCCAGCCAAGCAGACGUCCGCCCGGCCAAGCAGUCGUCGGCCCGGCCAAGCAGACGUGGACCCGGCCAAGCAUACGAGGCGGCUGGGAAAGCUGCAGGCGUUCAGUGUUGCGACACCGCUCUCUCGACCUUCCACGACGAUGGCCUGUGUGUCAUUUAAGUCUUGUCGACGAACAAACUCAACUUAUUCACUUAAGUGUACGUCUUGUUGACAAUAACGUCAUCACAGACGAACAGACACUCUACACGAUGUAUCUUGAGGACGCCGUCUGCCCGGGCGCAUAG
This is a messenger RNA of Bacillus rossius redtenbacheri, 1008 nucleotides long. RefSeq names its product mucin-1-like. The transcript has a single exon. Bases 1 to 1008 code for a protein of 335 amino acids. The record is from RefSeq and is a predicted model, not a curated record. Lineage: Eukaryota; Metazoa; Arthropoda; Insecta; Phasmatodea; Bacillidae.